GACAUAUGUAUUUCAAUUGUCGUGCAUUUGGGUCUAUCUCUUUUGGAACUCAUGGAAUGUGGCCGCGCUGUGGUUCUCCCUUGUUUUCGGUACCGGUGCUUGGACGAGUCUUGUCAUUCUCCGGCAGAAUCAGCAGCAGAUUGCCGAUAUGGCAGCAGCAAGCGAUACAAAGCCCCAGCGGGUACUCCGCGAUGGCAAAUGGAAGGAGAUCCAAGCCACCGACUUGACCGUCGGAGACAUUGUUCAGGUCUUCGAUGGCAUGGUAACGGCUGACAUCGCACUGGUGUCGGGCAGUGCCGUGGUGAAUGAGAGCAUGCUGACCGGGGAGCCCAUGCCGCUACAGAAGGUGGCGAUGGAAGCAAUGUCCACCCUCCCGUUUGACGACAAGAUCCAUGGAAAGAAGCAUGGCCUUUUUGCAGGUACUGAAGUCCUCCAGAGCGUCCCAGAAGCAGCUGCCAAUGCAAAUCGUGGGUCGGACUAUGCCAUCGGCGUCGUGAUGCGAAUUGGUGGGAGGACUACCAAGGGCAAGCUCAUUCGAAUGGUCCUCUUUCCAGCCAUCGUGAAGUUUAAAUACACGGAGCAGCUUCCCUGGGUCUACGCAUUGAUGACGGCCUGGGCUACUUUCUGCUUCGCCAACACCUUGAUGUUCCAGGGGCAGGGCUGGAUCAGCGGCUGCUUCGCAGGCAUGUCCUUCCUCGCGCAAGCUCUGAACCCGAUGAUGGCUGUCUCCUUCACGCUGGGCCAGAGCUGCAGUGCCUCCAGACUCAAAGAGGGGGAGAUCGCCUGCCUCAACAUCGGCAGGAUCCCGAUUGCCGGCAAGAUCAGUACAAUGGUCUUUGACAAGACGGGCACCAUCACGCAUGGAG
Molecule: messenger RNA, 866 nt
Organism: Symbiodinium sp. CCMP2592
Lineage: Eukaryota; Dinophyceae; Suessiales; Symbiodiniaceae
Source: the annotation of a GenBank genome assembly